Molecule: messenger RNA, 762 nt
Organism: Funneliformis mosseae
Lineage: Eukaryota; Fungi; Glomeromycota; Glomeromycetes; Glomerales; Glomeraceae
Source: the annotation of a GenBank genome assembly
AUGUCUACAGCAUCCGGGAGUCAAACAGGUUUUCACAAUGCACCGGUAACGAAAGGUCUCUUAAUUUGUAUAGGAGGAUGCUCAUUAGCUGCCUAUUUACUUGAUAUUAGAUCCUCAUUUCAUUUACAGCUUACACAAAAUGAGGCAUUCUUGUUCGUAUCGUCCGCGUUAUCCACAAUUCUUGAGGUUGGUGCGCUUGCAAUUGGCAAGCGAUUUGGGGUAACAUUCAUGCCCGCAGGACCAUAUGGUUUUAUUUUUGCUACACUUUAUCAGUACAAUAGAAUAAUACCAUUUACUUAUCAAUAUCGAGCUUUUGGAUAUAUGUAUUGUUUGGGCGUUAUACCGUUUCUUUAUUUUCAAUAUCCUUCCUCGAUUGUCGCCAGCAUAUGCGGGCUUUUAGUCGGAGCUAUUUAUAGGAGCGGAUUUUUGAAGUUAAAUAAACUUCGUUUUCCAGGGUUUAUUAGCCGAUUCUUUUCAAGAUUUAUAUUACCUUUAUUAUCAACACCUCCACCUGGGCGCUCAUCUUCUCUUGCACUUGAUCAUGCACAAGCAGCUCAACAAGAGCGAGUCAUUAGACGUCAUGCUCCAGCGCAAGCGCCCUCUCAACACGUAACACGACAACCAGCUAUUAAUGAAGAUAACAUUGCCAAUUUACGAGAUAUGUUUCCUCAAAGCUCUCAAGAAGCUAUUACGCUAGCUCUGCUUUCUUCCGAUAAUGAUAUUAAUAGAGCCAUUCAAUUUUUACUGGAUUAUAAUUCAUAG